Molecule: messenger RNA, 1992 nt
Organism: Cynara cardunculus var. scolymus (artichoke)
Lineage: Eukaryota; Viridiplantae; Streptophyta; Magnoliopsida; Asterales; Asteraceae
Exons: 1
Coding region: 1-1992 (663 amino acids)
Source: RefSeq, a predicted model, not a curated record
AUGCUCGAAGAUGAUAGAGCGUUACUCCAGUUGAUACCGGAUGAUGUUAAAAAGGUGUGGCAUGAGCAGGCACUGCGAGGAUUGAUACUCGUCAGCAUUACUUUGCAGAUCAUGUUAAGUCUACUUGGAAACAUUCGAAAAUACAAUCCAAGAACUCUAGUCAGAACCACUCUCUGGUUCGUCUACUUUUUGGCAUAUGCAGUUGUACCAGUAGCCUUAAAUAUUGCUGCCCAAAGUGCCUUAGAAGUAUGCAAAAUUAACACCCCUAAUUGGGAGCUCAUGUCUUUCUGGGCACCAUUUCUCCUUCUUCACCUUGGUGGUCCGGACUCCAUUACUGCCUACUCCUCAGAAGACAACAAGCUUUGGUUAAGACACUUGGUGUUUCUGGUUUUUCAGUCACUAGUAGCUCUCUAUAUCCUCUUGUCAUCUUGGCCAGGUUGCUCUCAUCUCCCGUUACUAAGCAUAUUCGUUUAUGUAGCCGGUUGCAUCAAAUGUUUUCAACGUCUUCAGGCUCUACGGUUAGGAAACACUGACCAUCUCCGUGAAUUAAUGCUUGGUCCCGCUGACCCUGGUCCUGACUAUGUCCAAUUCCUGGAGGACUUCCGAUUGAAAGAGUCGCAAGGUUUCAUUGUGAAGGUUGAGGAGGUUGUGGAGCCUGCUCUUCCUGUUAUUCAUGCAUCUCUUGAAAGCCGGUGUAAGGAAAUACUUGAAGCAUAUGAUCUGUUCCAAACAUUCAAGCGGCUUUUUGUUGAUCUCAUACUCACAUACGAAGAUAGGGAUAGAAGCACAUCCUAUUUCCGCCUUCUUGAUUCAGCUCGUGAAGCUUUUCGGGUUGUUGAGAUUCAAAUUGGAUUUGCAUACGACAAGCUUUACUCCAAGGCACAUGUGAUCUAUACUUACAAGGGACUCGUACUUCAUGCUACUAGUGUUUUUCUCAUUCUUCUAGUACUUUUCGGCUUCCAUUUUUACAGGGAUACACACAAUUCCGAGGCCAUUGAUGUUGCCAUCACUUACCUACUAAUUGCAGCAGCAAUUUUGAAGGAAAUCUUCGCGGUUAUUACCAUGCUUCGUUCAGAUUGGACCGAUCUCUGGUUGAACCAACAUAACCACACUCGUAACAUCCUCAUAUUCCCAUUCCUAAAGCACCCGAGUAAACAAAGGUGGUCGAAUUCCAUUGCACAAUUAGACCUACUAAGUGUUGCCCUUGGGGAGAAGCCAGCUCGUUUUUUGCCAACUCAUAAACUCUUUGGUGUAGAUAAGUAUUACCAGACUUAUAGAGAAGUUUCUGACAACCUGAAGGACAUGAUUUACAGACAUUUUUGUGAUCUACAAGCAUCUAGUAUUCACAAAGGUAGUUUUUCGCUUCAAAAGAAUGAUUGCAACACUCUUAUGUGGAGCAUCGAUGAGGUGAAAUUCGAUCAGAGCAUUCUUAUCUGGCAUAUAGCUACUGCUCUUUGCUAUUACUCAGAGGUUAACGUUAAUGAUCCAUUUGAAAUCAACCGCAUUGAAAGCAAGAACAUAUCUGAGUAUCUAGUGUAUCUUCUCAUUUCAAACCCCGAAAUGCUGCCAAUGGGUAUUGGAAUAAUCAGGUAUCGUGACACAUGUGUUGAUGCCAUCCGUUUCUUCAAUACAAAAGGUCUGAUCACAGAAAAAGCUGAAGCCAGCAGAAAGCUGCUUGAAGUUGAUUGUAAGGAAUUGUUGCCUAGUAUAGUGAAGGGGGAUCGAUCCAAGUCUGUAUUGUUUGAUGCUUGCAGACUCGCUUUAGGUUUAAGAGAUAUGGAAAGGGGACAGAUGUGGAAAGUGGUGAGUCAAGUAUGGAUCGAGAUGCUAGCUUAUACCGCUGGUCAAUGCCGAGGGUUUCACCAUUCGCAGCAGCUUGGGAGAGGUGGUGAAUUUCUGACUCAUGUUUGGUUUCUGAUGGCACAAUUAGGCAUGACAGAUCAUUUCCAGGUAUCUCAAGGCCAUGCUAAAGCUAGGUUCAAUGUGUCAUAG